AUGUCAAGUGCUCACAAAUUUCCCGUGGAUCUCAAGCAGUUCAAGCAACUCAAGCUUGACUCCAAGAAUCCCAGUCUGACUGCCGAACAAAAGGAAGACCUUCUACACAAUAUCAACAUCUUCAGAGAUGCAAUUAUUGCCUUCACCGCAACAGGUGCCGCCCGUGGUGUCUCAGGUCAUACCGGUGGUCCCUUCGAUACCGCUCCGGAAGUCGUUAUUCUGUUGGCAUUCAUCAACGCAAACCCGAAUGGCUUCGUGGACGCAUUAUUCGAUGAAGCUGGCCAUCGAGUCGCCACUCAAUAUCUUCUAGCUACCCUAGAUGGCAAAAUUGAUCCCGAACACCUCCUUAACUACCGUGAUGCGAACUCCAAGCUCCCCGGCCAUCCCGAACUCGGUCUCACACCUGGUGUCAAGUUCAGCUCCGGUCGCCUGGGUCAUAUGUGGGGAAUGGUGAACGGUAUCGCGAUGGCUAAUAAGGGUAAGAAUGUGAUUCUGCUUGGUUCAGAUGGAUCUCAACAAGAGGGUAAUGAUGCCGAAGCUGCGCGUAUUGCUGUUGCUCGGAAUCUCAAUGUCAAGUUGUUUGUCGAUAACAACGAUGUUACUAUUGCUGGACAUCCUUCGGAGUAUCUGAAGGGAUAUGAUAUUGGGAAUACUCUUUCCGGACAUGGCCUUCACGUUGUACGUGCUGAGGGUGAGAAUCUGGACUCACUUUAUGGUGCUAUGUGCGAGGUUAUCAACCACAAGGGACCUGCUGCUGUAAUUGUGGAUCGAGUGAUGGCCGUUGGUAUUGAAGAUAUCCAGGGCGAAUGCCACGCUCACGAUGUCAUUACCGUUGAUGCUGCUCGCAAAUACCUUACCAAGCGAGGCUACAGCAAGGAGCAACUUGCUUUCUACGAUGAAAUCAAGGGAAGAUCCAACCCGCACCAGUAUCUGGGUACAAGCAAGGAUAAAGGUGCCAACCGAUCUAUCUUUGGUGAGGCUGUGAACUCCAUCCUUGACGGUAUGAGUAAAGAAGAGGCUGCUCGCCGAGUUAUGGUCAUCGACUCGGAUCUUGCGGGUUCUACCGGAUUAAAAGCGAUUCAAUCCAAACAUCCUGAAGUCUUCAUUCCAAGCGGUGUCAUGGAGCGAGGUAACUUCUCAGCUGCAGCUGGCUUCGGCUUCGGAAGUAACGGCGAGCGCCAGGGUGUCUUUUCCACAUUCUCAGCUUUCCUCGAGAUGUGCAUUUCUGAAAUCACCAUGGCACGUCUGAACAACUGUACCGUUUUGUCUCAUUUCUCACACAGUGGUGUCGAUGAGAUGGCCGAUAACACUUGUCAUUUCGGAUUGAACCACUUUUUUGCCGACAACGGCUUAAUGGAUGCUGAGAGUACCUCAUUGUAUUUCCCAGCUGAUGGCGAGCAGAUGAAGGCUGUAGUGAACGAAGUCUUCUGGAAUACCGGAAUGCGCUUCAUUUUCUCUACCCGUGCUAAGGUUCCUUACAUCCUGAAAGAAGGCACAGAGGAUAAGCUUUAUGGAGGAGGCUACAAGUUUGUUCCUGGAAAAGAAGAGGUCAUCCGCAAGGGAUCUGCUGGUUACAUUGUCUCAUACGGAGAUAUGCUCUACCGGUCUCUCGACGCUGUGGAGCGUCUGAAGCAGAGUGGUAUCGAUGUAGGCUUGAUUAACAAGCCCACUCUGAACGUUGUCGAUGAGGACGCGAUCAAAAACUAUGGGUCUAGCCCCUUCGUCCUUGUUGUCGAGUCUAUUGCUCAGAAGACUGGUCUCGGCUCGCGUCUAGGAACCCAUCUCUUGGAGCGCAAGCUGACACCAAAGUUUAAGUCAAUUGGUGCAAUUAAGGAAGGUUGUGGUGGUCUGUACGAACAGAUCAAUGCUCAGGGCCUUGGACCUGAUGAUAUCGUCUCUGCCGUUAAGGGUCUCACAGGGAAGUGA
Molecule: messenger RNA, 1926 nt
Organism: Penicillium malachiteum
Lineage: Eukaryota; Fungi; Ascomycota; Eurotiomycetes; Eurotiales; Aspergillaceae
Exons: 1
Coding region: 1-1926 (641 amino acids)
Molecular function (GO): catalytic activity
Source: RefSeq, a predicted model, not a curated record